Molecule: messenger RNA, 492 nt
Organism: Vanessa atalanta (red admiral)
Lineage: Eukaryota; Metazoa; Arthropoda; Insecta; Lepidoptera; Nymphalidae
Gene: Thor
Product: eukaryotic translation initiation factor 4E-binding protein
Exons: 2
Coding region: 95-442 (115 amino acids)
Biological process (GO): negative regulation of translational initiation
Cellular component (GO): cytoplasm
Molecular function (GO): eukaryotic initiation factor 4E binding
Source: RefSeq, a predicted model, not a curated record
CACCGGCGUGCCUCGGCUCAGUUCUUGGCACUCCGAUCAGCAAGCUGUGUGUGAUUGUGAUUUAAUACUUUAAUAAAAGGGAAUAUAUUUGAAAAUGUCGGCGUCUCCAAUUGCAAGGCAAGCGACGCACAGUCAAGCCAUACCUUCGAGGAGAGUCCUCAUUACAGACCCAGCCCAAAUGCCUGAUGUAUACUCUAGCACACCAGGAGGCACCAUUUACUCUACCACGCCUGGAGGCACUCGCAUAGUCUAUGAAAGGUCUUUUAUGAUGUCACUACGACAGUCACCAAUAUCACAGACACCACCCAAGUGUUCUCUACCUGCUGCGCUUUUGAAGAAUCCAUCGAGCGCGCAGCAAUCCCCUGCGACUCCUGCGCAGAAACCACGCUCGAAUUCCAUUUCAUUCGACGAAUCACAGGAGACGUUUAGUAUGGAUCUCUAAUUUGUAUAAGUUAGUACCUACAUAAUUCGUGUCUUUUGAAAUCCAUGAAA